Messenger RNA from Saccostrea cuccullata (small rock oyster), 3696 nucleotides. Its product is annotated as collagen alpha-5(VI) chain-like. The transcript has 15 exons. Bases 7 to 3696 code for a protein of 1229 amino acids. The record is from RefSeq and is a predicted model, not a curated record. NCBI's taxonomy places the organism in Eukaryota, Metazoa, Mollusca, Bivalvia, Ostreida, Ostreidae.
CUUUCUAUGUCAGAAGGAGGUACCACAACAAGAUCAUGCUCUUCGGGUCGAUUCCUAACCAUCACGUCAGGGACUUGGUCAUGUAAUUCCGUUUUAGGUUUCUGUACUGGUAGUUCGUCUGCCACUUCCAGAAUGAAUUCUCAGUGUGGGUACGGCUCCUCUUGUACAAUAAAAGCCACCAACUCCUGGCUAACUGGAGAUCCGUGUUCAGGAUGCGGAAAAACACUGUAUUGGUCAGAUAGCUGCCCAUUGCUUUGGUCUUCAUGGUCAUCAUGGUCAGCAUGCCCCUCUGAUUGCAUAACACAAAGUCUACAUAGGAGUCAAUCCUGUCAAAAGCCUUCGGGGUAUAGUUGCGGAACAGCUCCGUCACAAUCCAUAUCUUGCCUACUGAUUGGUUGCACAUCUUCUACAGAAAUCAGUAGAAGCACGCCAAACGACCUGGUUUAUAGAAGUCUUACGUCUAACUGUUUUGUGGCCAUGAAAAGGACGUCUUUCACCUUCAGAGCCAGAGCAAACAAUGACCUCCAGCUUGCCUUGGGUACUCACGAUUGUGAUGACUGUGGUACACAUUAUGAAUUUAUAAUUGGUGGAUGGGGAAAUACUAAAUCUGCAAUGUACUAUGGAUUAUCUGGUACACAAUGUGCCACAUAUAGUCAGGCUAUUCUCGACCAAACGUUUUUCGACAGUUUCUGGAUUUCAUGGGAAGGGAAUAAUAUUCGAACGGGCAAAGGUGGUACAGUCGACAGCAACGUUAUCAUGACUUGUACACGUUCAACUCAUUUUGAAGCAAAUUAUAUCUUGAUCAGAACAGGAUAUGGUUCAAGUGGUGAAUGGAGAUUCCCCAAUGAUGUUGCAUGCAUUCAUGAAAGAAACGGCAAUGUUGACAUAACUGCUGACAAUACCGGCUGCAACGCAGUCAGCACAUACGCAUGUGCGUCUGGGUAUAAACAAACUGCAGGAAACACGCAACGUACCUGUGGGUUUGGGCAAAUAUGGUCGGGAUAUCCCUUGGUCUGUUCAGAUCCAACUUGCAAAAUUGAUAUUUUAUUCAUCAUUGAAGCAUCCUCACAUACAUCUUCCAUUUACUCAGCAUUAGUAUCUGCCAUUGGUGAUUUGGCGGGCGCGUUGCAAAUUUCAGCUAAUGAUAUUCAGGCUGGUGUUAUCACAUUUGACGACACAGUGGACAAGAAUAUCAAGUUUAACGCCUAUUCUUCCGCAUCUUCAUUGGACAGUGCUAUUACAUCAUUAUCAAUAUCAAGUGCAUCUUCGUCCGUGGACCUGGCCGAGGCUUUAAGAGUUGGAUUUUACGAGUUCUUUACAUUGUCCAAUGGAAACAGAUAUGAAGCUUACAGACAUUUUGUUCUUAUCUCUAAAACACAUUCUCAGAACGGCUCGGUUGUGGCAAAUGCUAUUCGACAAAUUUCUAAGAAUCAAGUUUUUACAAUCGGCAUUGAUCCUUCCUCAGCUUUGAUCACCGACCUUAAGGCGAUUGCUGGAGAUGAUAGCAGAUACUGGGAAGUGAGCUCCCCGGCAGAUCUUUAUCCUAAAUUCAAUGAAAUUCUACAGAAAAUCGCCGUUUGCCCAAUAACACCUCUCCCUGAUCCCGUCACCGUAGACUGCAAACUUGAUAUUACGUUUAUAGUUGAGAGCUACAAUAUGCGUUUUUCAAAGACGCUUUUGGCUGGACUGAUGGAGGAUAUUCCAAUAUCUUCGGAUGGAGUAAGAGUGGGCUUUGUCACAUAUGAUUCUGGGGCAACAAAGGAGUUUGGGCUUACAACUUACACAAGUUCUGAAACUCUCAGGGGAGCAAUCGAAAAUGUGCCCGACAGAACUAGCUCUGAUCACUUUGUGUACCAAGGAUUAAUAAAAGCUCGUGACAGCGUGUUCAUAGGCACUGAUGAUCGAGAGGAUGCCAAUAACCAUUACGUUUUUGUUGUGGGACCAUUUUACAGUGAAACAGCUGCUGUUUCGCGCGAGAUCAGAGGCAGCGGGAACAACUUUAUCUUUGCAGCUCAUGUCGGUUCCUCUUUUCAAUCUGAAUACCAGGAAUGUGUUGAUUCUUGUGGUGACUACACGAGGUACACUAAUACCGAUUCAUAUGAUAACAUGAUGAACAUCAGGGAACAAUUUAUACAGAAAAUAACGUCGUGUGAAGCAAUCAUUGAAAUAACCCAAGAUUGCAAAAUUGACUUAGUUUUCAUAAUGGAUGACACGGACACAAUCAGCACAUCUAAAUUCCAGGAAAUGAAAACUUUCCUCGUUAGCCUUGUCACCAAAAUAGUAGUUGGUGACGAUGCAGUUAGAAUAGGAGUCGUGACAUAUGGUGACGAUGCAAUCACCGUUUUCAACCUUAAUCAGUAUUCUACUGCCUCCGCAGUGAAAACUGCAAUUAAUGGUUUAACUCAAGGAAAUGCAGCGUACGGAAGGGAUCGCCGCAUUGUGGAAAAGGCCCUCUUGCACACCCUCUGGAACGUCUUCACAAAAGAGAACGGAGAGCGUGAAGAUGCCAAGAAUUUCUACGUUGUUCUAACAUAUGGAGGUUCCGAGGGCAUGCAGGUGUCAGACUAUGGAGCAGCACUCCAGUAUAAUUCAAUGAUCGAACUUUUCAUUCUUGGUGCCAAUGUCACAUCCAGCUUUGACUCUGAUUUUGAGGGUGCAGUGACUGAAGGAAGGUACAUGUCAGCCAGCAAUUUCAUAGAGCUACAGUGUAACAGCAAAGGGUUGGUCUCCAACAUUACUGAGUGUCCAACAGAGGACCCUGUACCACUUGCUACUCCUAGCUGCAAGUUGGAUAUACUAUUCAUACUGGAGGCAUCUAGUUCUUCUGCCGGUGCUAAAUUUGUCUUCCUGAAAAGCUUCUUUGCUAACUUGGCGCGGAAAAUCAGUGUCUCCUCGGACACAGUCAGAAUUGGUGUCAUCACGUACGAUUAUAAAGGAUACAGACAAUUUGAUCUUAAAACACACACGACCAAUGAUGACGUUAGUAAUGCCAUAAUGAAGAUACCAGAAGGUUCGGUACCCAAGAACCUACUAGAUAAAGCUUUACUGUAUGCAAGGACAACCUACUUCACAGAGGCCAACGGGGAUCGUGCAGACGCGGCUAAUUACUUUGUCUUCUCUGUAGAUGGAAUAAGGGCUGGUUCUGCUAUUCAAGGAGCUGUUAUCAAUGCUAACUGGCCUAACCAGGUCUUUGCCGUUGAUAUAAACAGUACCUACGCGCAAGAAUAUAAAGAUGCUGCUGGGGACAAUAGCCGUUAUUUCUUUGCCCCCUCCUACCAGAACCUGUCCUCUAUUGAAGCUGCCGUUUUAAAAGCCAUUAGCAAAUGUCCAUCGCCACAAAUUACAACCACCACUGGUGUCUCCCUAAGAAACAAGGCCGUCACUGCUCCUUGUCUGAACAGUUUGAUUUACAUGUACCCAAAGGAUUUGACAGCAUAUACAGGGGGAUCAAGAGGAAUGAUGUACCUGAUGACAGAUUAUGUAUUUAUAAUAACCACCUGCUCACGCAUUACGUCGUGGGAGUUUUCCUAUUCGAGGUCUGGAUGGAUAGAUUUUAUGGUCUGGAGACCUUCUGGAAAUAACUAUAAGCUCGUUGCUUACAACACAAUUUAUGUUGAAGGUGUCAAUUCGACUAUUUACACCGUUGUGGAAUACGAAAGAAUUGCUGUUCUAGAAAAUGACGUCAUUGGAUGGUAA